AUGUCCAGUCGCGAGGCGAGCCCAUCGGCGCGGUUUCAAUUCUUUGCAAAUCCGCCGUGGCUAGGGUUCCCACACGACGGCUACGAUGUCGUGCCAUUGGCUCAGUAUAUUGAUAUUCGCCCACAAGACACCUUCCCAAACUGGGAAGAAGAAGAAGAGAUGGCGCCGAGGAAGCUGGCGGCGAGCAUACAGAGCCUGCUCACAUUCGGUCUGCUGGAGGCGGUCACAGAGCAGCAUGUCCCUGAGAGCAAGCUCAUUCUCGCAGAGGAGUCGGGCAGGCUGGUCAUGAGCAGGGAUGGUCUGUUGGACGUUCUCCUAGACUGGGUUUGGCGUGUCCGGAUGAGUCGAGAAGAGGAUCUCACCCCUUGGUUCGAUCGGGUCAUCGCCAAUCUGUCCCAUGCCCAUUCAUCGAUGGUCAUUUACAUGAGAUCGACCUUUCAGAUAUUCAGUCCAUUGGGAGACGAUGCACCAGCCAUGGCGUGCUUCAUUGCCUCGGUCGGCGAGGCGCUUGCCACGGCAAGAAUGUGCUUUCGGGAGCCGUCACAGGGCUGGUCCGGCUUCUCGUGGACAGUAUGGAUACCGCCGUGGAGAAGUAGUCUAGAAGAGCAGAUGAUUACCGAAGGGUGGUGCCCCUCUGUCGUCGAGUAUCUCAUCAGCAGUGCCACCGUUUCCUCGCUGGAAUAUGUCCGCAAAUGCGGUCCAGUCAAGGAUGGCAAGUGUCACGACACCUGCUCGUCGCUAGUAUGUGCGACGGACAUCGUCGAUGAAAACACAUACAGCCAAAAGCAUGCCUCAUCGUGCAAUUCGUCGGGGGAUCCGCCCUGCGUAUACACGACACCGCCGCUCGGAGAUGUACUGCAGCUACUGAUUGAGAGAGAAGUCCCUGUUGUGACUUUUGCGGAUGGACUCGACGCAGAUCCCUCCUGCAUACAGGUCCACAAGGCAUCCGAUGUCCCCUACGUUGCCAUUUCACACGUUUGGGCCGACGGACUAGGCAGCACAACAGAGACUGGUCUUCCGACGUGCCAGCUGCGCCGACUCGCCUCUCUCGUGUCUACCGUACAGCCCGGCGCCGCAAUCUGGAUCGACAGCUUGUGCGUUCCCAAGACGGACCGCGAGCGAAAAACGGCCAUUGAGCUCAUGGCCCGCACCUACAGCCAAGCAGCGGCCGUCUUGGUACUCGACGACGGCCUGCAGCGGUGCCCCGCCGCGGCGCCGCCCGGCGUCAAGGUCCUGCGCGUCCUGACGUCGGGCUGGAUGCGCCGUCUCUGGACGCUCCAGGAAGCGACGCUGAGCAGGGCGCUCUACCUAGCCUUUGCUGACGCGACGCUGGUGCCGCUCGCGGAACUGAUCCCGCCCGGCUCGAUCAUCUUGACGCGCUCGCACCACGCCGACCUGGCCAAGGAGCUGUUUCGGCUCACAAAGCUCUCUGCGUUUCAGGAAUACUCGAUUGGUGACGUCGCGCGCUCGCUGCAGUGGAGGACCACGAACCGAUCCUCAGACGAGACGCUGGCCAUUGCGAGUCUCCUGGGAGCCGACGUGUCCGCCCUGACAGGCUUAGCUCAGCAAGAUCGGAUGAUGCGGCUGCUGCAAAAUAUUGGGAGGUUUCCGAGAAAUAUUCUGCUUCUAGACGGUGGCAAGCUGGAGUGUCCGGGGUUUCGCUGGGCGCCGCGGUCAUUUAUGACUGCUCACGGCGGCCGAAGCAGCGGUCCACAGCUCAGCACGCAGACACUCGAUGCGCAAGUGACGAGCUCGGGGCUCGAAGCCAGGUGCUAUGUUCUCUUGUUCCGCAUGAAGACGUUUGAGCGGCGCCAGGCUUGGACGCUGAAAGACCGCAAGUCGGGCCGCGACUAUCUCAUGGUCGGCCCGCUGUCUGGACCCUCAAGCUACACGUGCGACAUGGUUUUGCUUCCAGAGACCUUGCGAGGGGGUAAUACGGCGCAUUGCGUCGCCGGUCUUCUAGAUAUGGAAGCUGCAAAGAAACAGACACGCUCAUCGUUUACCGUCCACUGUGAGUACAGAAUGAGACUGCUCAUGACGGAUGUCCUUGGAAAGGAGGAGGCGGGCGAAGUCGUCGUCGGUGACGUGUCUGGGUGGGCAACUGUGUGCGUGAGCUAG
Messenger RNA from Akanthomyces muscarius, 2118 nucleotides. RefSeq lists its product as uncharacterized. Bases 1 to 2118 code for a protein of 705 amino acids. NCBI's taxonomy places the organism in Eukaryota, Fungi, Ascomycota, Sordariomycetes, Hypocreales, Cordycipitaceae. The transcript has a single exon. The record is from RefSeq and is a predicted model, not a curated record.